GACGGGAGAUGGAUGCAGCUCGCGGAGGCGGCGGCGUCGUCGCCUCGGUCGGGAAGCUGCUCGGCGACGGCUUGGGACCCGAGGUCGUCGAGGACGACGACGAGGCUGUGGCCGCCUUGGACGAACUGGAGCCGUCGUCCGCAGACCCGAUUGCCAUCGAGCCGAGCUCGUUCUACUUGAGUGCGGGGUUCAACGGCGAUGAGGAACACCAGUGCGAUUUCGUGUGGCUGGCGCUGCGGGUCACAGGCGGUCUGGCCGCAGACUUGCUGGUGCCGCGUGCGGCGCGGCUGGCCGCCCCGCGCCUGUCGGCGCGCCCGACGAAGGAGAGUGCUGCGCCGCCGACACCUGGGGCGGCAGGGCCACGUGCAGCCGAGCGCACGGUCGUGGGCCACAGCGCCCCCCUCGAUUGGCUGCUCGGCGAGUGUGCCCUGUCCGUGCGGGCUGCAGGCCUCCCGCUCAACCUGGGGCCCGCGCGGGACGAGAUGCGGGCCGGGAUCGCUGCGGCGCGGGGCCGGUUCGCUGCGGCAGCGCCUGGGGCCGCUGCGGCUGGCGCACCUCCAGGCAGUGCAGAGGGCGCGCCGAGCGAGGGCAAGCCGAAGAAGCGUGGCCUCGCCGAGGUGCUCGCGGAGCGGAUGGCGAAGGUCGCCAAGGCCCCCAGCGCCGAGGCGGCGCGCGGCUCAGACGACCCAGCUGCUGCGGCUGUGACCAGCGAGGGAGCUGCGGGCGAAGGCGUGAAGGAGCUGGAGACGGCGCCCAUUGCGGUGCUCAGGAGCUCGGCCGCGCAGGCUGCUGGCAGCUCGGGCGCUUGCGCCGCCUCGGACCCCCUCGGCGCAGCCGACGGGGCCGCGGCCACGGGGGGACUUGCGACCGAGCGGGCUCAUUGCAGGAAGAUGGCGCAGGACCAGCCAGGCAGGUUGUCAGAGCUCACGCUGAUGCAGAUGGCAGAGUUCCUUGGCGCCGUUGAGGGCGACGCGGCGGUGGACCCGGCGUCUGCGCUUGUGCUGAGGUGCAUGCUCACGAUCAAUUUGCCGCAGAACCCAGCGCAGCAGAUCGGGGUGGCUGCGCAUCGCGAGAUGCGGGCGCUGGCCGAGUCGAUCGGCUUUCUCCUCCAGGGCAGGAUUCUUCAGGCGCUGGACAUCCAGGCCCAGCGGCUGCAGGCGGCGCAGGUGGCAGUCGGCGAUGGGCACUGGGGCGCGGCGAAGUGGCUCGAGCUGAUCCCCGCCACUGACGAGCCCCGUGAGGAGGGGGGGGUGAUCCGCAGUAUCGAGCUCGGCGAAUUGAAGCUGGAGGAAGGCGAGAUGCCGCCUCGCCAGCGAGUAGUGCAGCUCGACAAUGCGGUAGAGAUGCUGCCCGCUGGAGGCUUGCAGGGGCCGCGGAACUUCAGGGCGGCGAGUGUUGUCUGCCCGGGAAAAGACGGCGAGACGUCGAAGGAGUGCAAGGCGCGGCUGCGGGACUUCAUGGCGGAGUCGCGCGGCCAGAGGGGCCGCUUCGCGUCUGGAGCGCCUCCCAGCGGGGGCCAGCAGCGGGAGCUGGCGAGCACCUCUCUCCCACGCGGCAUGUGGGGCCUCCCCGCCGCGGGCAGCGCCGCGCGUGGCGCCGGGGCGUGGCGCGACGAGGUUACGGUUCAGUUCGGCGCGACCAUCGCGAGCAUCGACGUGACAGUGGACCUCUUGCAGCUCGGCGAGCGCCACCCUGGCGGCCCGGGGACUUUCUCGAGAGAAUUUGCAGAGCGCGUGUCCACACUUUGCAGGCGCGUUCGCGACCUGUUGCCGUUGCCCCUGCCGCGUCUCUCGGCUGUCAGGCGCUGGUGCGCGACCAGAGAUGCUGGCCGCAGGUGCAGGGCCAGGCCUUUCGCUCGUCAGGUCGCUGACGAGGCCUGGUUGCUUCUCGCCGUCGCAGCGCUGAAUUACACGUACUGCGGUCGCUGCAGAAAGGGUUGGAGGCGUCGCCCGGUCUUGUCCUGGGCGCAGCAGCAGGCAUCGGGGUUCCUGGAGUCCCGCGUCGUCGACUUCGCGGGGGGCCCGUUCGAGCAGGUAAGCGCGCCCGCCGCCGACGCGGCCCUCGGCGAGGCGACCGUGGGCUACUCGGGCGAGGCCGUGGCCGCGGGUUUGCCCCGCGUGCUCGCGGACCUGGCGUCAGGCUCGCCACGGCCUGAGCAUGCCGCGGUGCCGGGCGCCCUGGGCAUCGCGGGGCGCGACGUCCCCGAGUGGCUGGCCUCGCCCGAGACGGCCCUUCUCCUCGAGGCCGACUGGCCCGACCCCUGGGGCGAGCCGCUCUUGAAUGGGCCCUUCGCGGUAGCAAAGGAGGGCGAGCCAGGGCCGGGCGGCGAGCGGGUCAUCGGGGUGAUCUUGAACGUGGUCCUUGGCAACGCCCUGCUCGAGCCGCCUGUCGGUGAGACUUCUCUCCUCGCGGCGUCCACAAGCUGGGCGCCCCUGCGCGCCCCCGAGGGCGAGUGGCUGCUGUGGGCGGGCCACGACGGGAAGGGUGCCUUCUUCGUCUGGAGGGCCCCAAAGGCUUGGCGCCCCUACAUGGCGGUCGGCAGGUCGCUUGCCAGCGCGCUCUUCGGACGCCCCGAGCGGCAGGUGUACGUCGCGCCGGAGGUGCAGGCGCGACAGCUCGGGGGCACCGAGGCGGACUGUCAGCAGUGCGUUUGCGAGAGCUACAUGUGCGCAGGUGCGGCCUGCUCGGCGGAGAAGGAUCGCCUGCGGGAGACGCGGGUUGAGCGCAUGGGGGCUGGCGUGGAUGGCGUCAGCGGUCGGCUGGCAGCGCCGGGCCCCGAGGUGUUGAGUGCCGCUGCCCUUGGCCUCGCGACGUGGUCGCAGGAGCGGGUGCCCUGGCGCGUGUGCAUGGUGGGCCUCGGCAAGCUGGUGCGGGCCGUUGAUCACCUCGGCGUGGGCACUCGGCUGCUCAACGUGCCUGUAGACCGGCGGUGCCCUUGGACCGUGUCUAGCCCGAGGCUCCCGAAGGCAGUCGUUUUCAAGGUGCUUGCUGUCCUAGUCGCGGGGGAGCUCUUCGACGGCGUCGGCGGCCUCGCGGUGUCGCUCUCGAAGUUGCCCGUCAGGAUCGUCGCCUGUGUCACCGCCGAGACCGACGCGGAGGCCAGGCGCGUUGUCCAGCUGCGCUGGCCAGGCGCGAUCGGCGGGGGCGGCGUGGCGCGGGGGGGCGAGGGCCUGGUGCAGGACCUCUUUGACAAGUUCUCGGACACCGUGGGCGUGGGC
Messenger RNA from Prorocentrum cordatum, 3218 nucleotides. The record is from the annotation of a GenBank genome assembly. NCBI's taxonomy places the organism in Eukaryota, Dinophyceae, Prorocentrales, Prorocentraceae.